Messenger RNA from Eleginops maclovinus (Patagonian blennie), 3691 nucleotides. RefSeq names its product protein phosphatase 1, regulatory (inhibitor) subunit 14Bb (gene ppp1r14bb). Bases 407 to 793 code for a protein of 128 amino acids. Lineage: Eukaryota; Metazoa; Chordata; Actinopteri; Perciformes; Eleginopidae. The record is from RefSeq and is a predicted model, not a curated record. The transcript is spliced from 4 exons. Gene Ontology annotation, cellular component: cytoplasm. Gene Ontology annotation, biological process: regulation of phosphorylation; innate immune response. Gene Ontology annotation, molecular function: protein serine/threonine phosphatase inhibitor activity.
GGUAAAGAGAGAGAGAGAGAGAGGCGUGUGAUUUCUCUUUGUACUGAAUGAAGAGUUCAGCCAGCUCUGCUCCUCUCUCUUCUCUUUUUAUAUAAGCAGAGUUUGCAUGCUGUAAAUAGCCCAAUAAGCCGGUUACACUUCACGUUUCACCGUAAGCGUCGCUCCCGUUUGUUUUGUGGAAGCGUCCGGCUACUGCCAAUGUCUCUUUGAACGAUUUUGGACAACAAAAGCAUCAGGUCCUGCGCUGUUCUUCGGGGGAUUCCAAGUCACACAUCUAUCAACCGGGAUUUUCUUUAGUGAAGCAAAAGGCAGGACGUCAACAAAAGCCGCUUCGCCCCCUUACUGUCGCCCAUUUCACACUUCCACACCUCCGGGGGGGAUUUUAGGAUCCCAAAAGCGAGCGACCAUGGCUGCUGUAACAAGCCCGGAGACGAGCCCUCAACCCCGGGUAUAUUUUGCGACACCGGGCGGCACCACGGAGGAACCAGAGACUCCCGUUCGGAAGCAGGGACGCGUUACCGUCAAAUACGACCGUAAGGAGCUGAGGAAGAGACUGAACCUGGAGGAGUGGAUUAUCGACCAGCUAACAGACCUUUACGACUGUGAGGAGGAGGCCAUCCCAGAGCUGGAGAUCGAUGUGGACGAGCUGCUGGAUAUGCCCAGUGACGUAGAGCGGGGAGCCAGGGUCAAGGACUUACUGGUUGAGUGUUUUAAGCCUACUGAGGACUUCGUCUCAGAGCUACUCGACAAGAUCCGAGGGAUGCAGAAGCUCUCCACGCCUCAGAAGAAAUGAUGCGUCCCUCCGCCUCACCCACAUCCUCCCCCUCCAUUUCUCGUCUACCUUGCUUUCAUUUUUGUUUUGUUUUUCAAACGUCCAUCCAUUGAGGACCUUCUUGUUUCCUCUUUUCCUUACACCUCUUGCCUGGAUCCAGCCCCAUUAGUGGCUAGUUGGACUUUCUUCUUAAAAAUGAAGAUUGUUUAAGGUUGAGAAUACAUAAUAACAACAAGUGAUUCAUCCACGCACAUUCAUCCCUUCCCUUUCUCACUCCUGCUCCUCCUUCACCCUUUGUUUCGGCUUAAUUCCUCUUCCUCCCACCCUCCCUUUAAACCACCCUCCAUCUGUCUGAGGAGGAAGAGAAGAGGAGCAGAGCUGAGAGGAGUCCUGUAAUUACUGAGAGGAGCAGCUGAGAGUGGGAAGAGGAACAAGGGAAAGAGUCUCCGACAGCCAAAAAAGAGUGGAAGGCGGAAACAGCCAAUCAGCUUGAAGCAGGGCCUAAUCAUUGCUUAUGUCUAUAAUGAGAUUCCUUGUUUUGUAAGGGGGUUUCUCAUUUAAAUGAGUUAUAAACCGUGGUUCUUGUGAUGCUUUCGGUUCAGGGGGGAUAUUCACUUGACUUUUUUGGCGGGGUCAGAACAGUCCUUUCAGAUAAUUCCUCCCAUAAUCAGAGGCAUUUGUUACACUGGUGCAUUUAAAGACUGCCGUUUCUUGUGUGUGGAUCUGCACUAUGUCAUUUUACGGGAGGAAAAUCUGAACCCUUUGACCACGAGAGAUAAUGUGAGGUAAUUUUAGUCCACAAAGAGAGAAAUUUGAUCCUGGAAAUAGUGGUUGAACCUUAAAAAAAGUCACUGGUUGGCUAUGGUGGUCACACGGUUCGACUAAUUAUAGACUAGAAAAUCUUCCUUUGAGGCUAGAGUAGAAGUAGGUUCUCUUUAGGGUGGGUGUGCUUGAAUUAAAUCUCAAAUUUUUGGGGAGGAAAAGUUUAUUUUCCUUUCUCAGAAACGUAGUGCAGUUGUAAGAGAGGCUCUUUAGAAGCAGUCAGCCUGCUCAUACAUGCAUUUGUGCGUCCGUGUUGCUAAAUGCUACGUGUUGCUACAUAAUGUACAGCAACAAACAUAAUAGGAGUGUUUUCUGGCCUGUAUAUUCUGCUGUUCAGUUCCACAGAUUAGUUUGUUUUUGUUUUUUGUUUUUUUAAUAGGACUGGUUCCUGGUUUUGUUUUUCUGGAUUUUGUCACACACACACUGACAGUCUGAAAGGGGGACCCAGAACAAAGCUGCCUUGUUUUUGUUUUUUUGUUUCAUCCCCUCUGUGUCUCUUCCUCACGCCUCUGCUUUUAUCUUUACUCAGUCUGCAACGUUGUUUUGUGUUCGGCAGGCGGCACACAUACGUGGAAGCUGUGAAAUCGUCUUUAAAGCUUCACGUUGGUGUCGAGAUUUUGUACUGUCCUCUGCAUGCCAGUAGACCCACCAAUGGGAUGUCUGAAGGGGAGGGAUGGAGGCUCUACAUUGAAGCUGUCUAAAUGCAUUCACCCUUUUUCCUUCUUUGGAUCACACACACACGCCACCCUUGGGGCGUAUAAAACGGAAACACACUAGCAAACACAGCUGCCUCUUACACAGAUGUGCGCACACUGAGAGUGAAAGGGAGAGGGAGACAGGUCAGGAGCUGUCACAGGACCUGUGUGUGUUUCCCCGCCGCAGCUGCCAAUCAUGUGCGAGGAUAAGCCAUCUGUUUUCUGAAUCUGAGCCAAUCGGAUUAGAGACAGAAGCCCGUCGGCCAAUCGGAGACGCAUUUGCUGUGAUUCCUGUGACCAAUUGCUAACACCUGCGGAGACAGCAGACCUCCACUGUCUGUCUUUCUCUCUCAGUGCCCACACACACACACACACACACACACACACACACACACACACACACACACACACACACACACACACACACACACACACACACACACACACACACACACACACACACACACACACACACACACACACACACACACACACACACACACACACACACACACACACACACACACACACACACCUUGCUGCUCUGUCCUUCCUGCCUGGCAUCCCCCCUCCCUUCCUCCCUUCCUCCUCCCCUCCUCCCUCCCAUAUUCAUCCUUUUGUCCACCCUCCAUCCUUUUUUAAAAAAAACAGAUGUUGCCUUAGGUAUUAUUUAUGUUACACAAACCAAAUAAAUGGAAGACAUUCAUUUUUAAAAAGGUAACUGCUAAACACGUGAGCAGAACUGCGACAUGUGGAGGAUCUCCUGUCGCUCCUUUUUCUUUUUUGGAAAACAAAAUGAGAUUUCUUUUUCUUUUUUUUAUUAGAAGUGAGUGUUUAAUACUUAGGCCUUGAUACAGUGAUUUUGUUUAGAUGAAACAAUGUUCCUUACAUUCACCAUUUGAAUACUGGGCUGUUUUUAUUGUGAUCAUGACACUUAUUGAUGCCAUGCCUUGGAUUAACAUAGCUGAACAAAAAUCCAUUCAGAUACACUUUGGUGCGAUUGCUUUUGCCUUCCUGGUGGGGUUUCCAAAUGAAGCAUGAUCUGCGUUUUAUUUUUGGAGACAUCGGAUUGUACCAGGCAUGCUCAAUCAGUAGGUGAAUUUGAGUGGAUUUUCUUUUCUAAAUCCAGGUUUGGAUUUAAUCUUCUUAGACUGUUAUUGAGGAAUCUGUUUUUUUUACUGUUGGAGAAAAUUGCAAAAAAAAAAAACGAUAUAUACUGAUUAUCAUCAUUGAGGCUAAAUACAAGAGCUAAACUGUGCAGAGUGAAGGAGCGAAGGUGUUUUUUUGGACAAUGAUUAGAUCGAAACCACAAAGAAAUGUAGCAAUAUCAACAACAGGUCUUGUUUUUGCCCAAUUUUGUUACACUUUUAUGCAACUUUAAUAAAAACAUGUAAAAUGGAAA